Molecule: messenger RNA, 1351 nt
Organism: Spea bombifrons (plains spadefoot toad)
Lineage: Eukaryota; Metazoa; Chordata; Amphibia; Anura; Pelobatidae
Gene: SMTNL1
Product: smoothelin like 1
Exons: 5
Coding region: 130-1233 (367 amino acids)
Biological process (GO): actin cytoskeleton organization
Cellular component (GO): filamentous actin; microtubule organizing center
Molecular function (GO): protein binding
Source: RefSeq, a predicted model, not a curated record
CCUGAAUAAAAAUAGUCUCCAACCCCACUGAAUGAUAAGCAGGAAAGAAGGUAGGAGACAAGACACUGCAGGGACUGACCAGCAAUUGUCAGAGGUGUCUCCUCACAAAAGCAGUUUUUAGAUUGUACCAUGGUGGAGGAGCAGUCUCGCCUCCUAACAGGGGAUGGCUUAAAAGACCAGGAGAAUGUCUUACUUUCCAAUGAGAAGGACAGCGCUGAUGACAUUAAAGAAGUAGUCCCCAGUCAAGAGAUGCCAUUAAAAAAUAAGGCAGAUAGUUUAGCUCAUGAAGACUCAGAAGCUGUUGGUCAAGAUAAGAAAACACUAGAUGCUAAGGGAGAGGGACAAGUUGGUAAUGAAGAUAAUAGCACUGUUGAUACCAAGGAAGAGACUACUUCAGAUGUUAAGGAAACAAUGGUAUCAAACACAGAGACAGCAGAAAUAAACUCAAACAAAGAUACAGAAGAAAUGGAAAAGACAGAAGAUGAUGAGACAUCCACAAAUAGCAAAGAGACUCCCGAAGAUACAGAUAUUAGCCAGAAGGCAAAAGAGGCAGAAGACAACACUGUUUGCAAAGACGAUGAAACUAAGAGAGAAGAUCAGUUACUUCAAGCUGAAGGAGAACAGAUUUCAGAUGACAGCACAACAAGCAAGAGCCCCAGCGAAGAAACAACUAGUGAGAGUGCUACAAAAGCCAAGAUUCCGCCACCAGCUAAAGCACCUUCUAAGGAAAAGGAACAUCCAGAGCGAAAACAAGAUCUACCUCGUUCUAAAACUAUGCCUAAGUCAUAUGGAAGGGCUACAAGAAAAGACAUUGCAGAGAAAUUUGGGGGGGUGGGCACAUCAGGUGUCCGUGUGCAGAGAUCGACAAGCUGUGGAGCAAGUGCUGUGAAGAACAUGUUAUUAGAGUGGUGCCGGGCAAAAACAAAAGGCUAUGAGGGUGUAGACAUUCAGAAUUUUUCCAGCAGCUGGAGCAAUGGCCUUGCAUUCUGCUCUCUAAUGCAUGCUUUCUUCCCUGAUGCAUUUGAUUAUGAUUCUCUGGAUCCGAAAAAAAGGAGAGAGAACUUUCAGCUGGCAUUCAACACUGCAGAGAACCUUGCUGAUUGUCCCCCUCUGUUGGAUGUGGAAGACAUGGUGCGUAUGAAGGUCCCUGACUCCAAGUGUGUUUAUACAUAUGUACAAGAACUAUAUCGUAGCCUGGUUGCUAAAGGCCUUGUGAAAACCAAAAAGGCAUGAACCAACCAUAGAUUCUGAGUGUGCAAAUAAGUAUGCAUGAGAGGUGAGAAGCCACUGUUCCUGUGUUCAUAAAUAAUAAAACCACACAGUGAUUAUGUGCAAACACACAAUUACAAUC